Hermetia illucens (black soldier fly) is the source of this 917-nucleotide messenger RNA. It is a transcript of the gene mRpL24, whose product is annotated as probable 39S ribosomal protein L24, mitochondrial. NCBI's taxonomy places the organism in Eukaryota, Metazoa, Arthropoda, Insecta, Diptera, Stratiomyidae. Gene Ontology annotation, biological process: translation. Gene Ontology annotation, molecular function: RNA binding; structural constituent of ribosome. The transcript is spliced from 4 exons. Gene Ontology annotation, cellular component: ribosome; mitochondrion. The record is from RefSeq and is a predicted model, not a curated record. Bases 107 to 865 code for a protein of 252 amino acids.
ACUCUUCUAUCACUUCGGUAACCUCAAAGGUCCCCUGAAGUCUGUUGCGGAGUGUUUGGCUGAGGGGUUUUAACUUAUUUAUGAACUUCUGUGCCCUCACGUUAAAAUGAGAAUAUUACAAUUCCUCCGUAAUAAGACUAGUUCUUUUCUGAAGGACUACUCGAACUUGCCUGAGAGCUAUGUGAAAAGGAGUAAGGAGCAGGUCUUCUGGAAAACGCCACGAGGUCUACCUAAUUACCUCCCCCGAACUGUAGAGCGAAAAAAAUUCCGAUACACCACAAACCGCCCGUGGACAGGACAGUUCCGCCAACAGAAUAUGCCGGGGACGUAUAGGAAGAAAGUAUUCGUUGAGCCUAUUCCGGAGUGGAACAUAUUUCGCGGAGAUCGUGUCGAGGUCCUAAUCGGUAAAGACAAGGGGAGACAAGGCAUCGUCAAGUCAGUCAUCACUGAGAGAAAUUGGGUCAUAGUUGACGGGCUCAAUUGCCAUUAUCGGAAAGUCGGUAAAGACAAAGAUUACCCGGGGAUUAUUAUAAAAUCCGAGGCUCCACUAGUGAUAAAUGAGCAGGUUGCCCUAGUGGACCCUUCUGAUUUGCAAGCAACAGAGAUGGAGUGGCGGUUUACCGAGGAAGGAGAAAAAGUUCGAGUCUCAGUAAGAACCGGCAGAAUUAUUCCGAUUCCGCAAGCGAAUGAAGAGACCUACGAUUACAAGACGAAAGGUACCUACGUCGAAAAGCCGAAAGAUACUCCUGGAAGUGUUGUGAGCGAAGUAACAUUCAAGCCAUCGUUGCGCACUUUCGAGAUGGAAAUAAUGGACGAAAUGGGUAUACAAGAAGACCGGAUACCGAAGAAAACUUAUUGGUAUUAGGAUUAAUUGUAAAUAGGUUGUAAUAAAUAUAUUUUGCUGUUAAGUCUGUGUA